Cololabis saira (Pacific saury) is the source of this 8168-nucleotide messenger RNA. RefSeq names its product immunoglobulin superfamily, member 9b (gene igsf9b). Gene Ontology annotation, molecular function: protein binding. Lineage: Eukaryota; Metazoa; Chordata; Actinopteri; Beloniformes; Belonidae. The transcript has 22 exons. The coding region runs from base 584 to 6604 and encodes 2006 amino acids. The record is from RefSeq and is a predicted model, not a curated record. Gene Ontology annotation, biological process: cell-cell adhesion.
AUACCACAGGGACUCACUCAAACACAGGACUCCGACCAAACAAGCUCUCCUUCCGACCAGUCUUGUGCACGUUUGAUGAAAAACGCGCACUACCCCCGCUGGAUGUCGGAACUUUGAACUUUGCAUAUUUAUGAAGUCAGCCAUAAAUACGCAAGCAAGAUUGGAGACACUUCGGACAAGUUUGGACUAAAUACCAGACGUAAAAGGGACUGCGUGGAAAGUUUAAAUGGAUUUGAAAUGUGCUGACUUCUGACAGAUUAAAGUGGUUCAGGGUUGGGAUUGUGCUCACACGUUUGCUGGAAGUCCGAUAUCUCAUGGAUGCUCAGGGUUAAUUUGAUUUUCCCUUUGAUCUCAAAGACGGACCGAGAAAAAUGUGACUACCUUGGCGCUGUUAAUCUUCCUUUUAAUUCUGCGUCAGCUUUUAAACAGCUUCUUGAUGAGACAGGAAUGCACUGCUAAAAUUGCCCUGCAAGAGGAGACUAAAAAGAAGAGCAUCAAUGGAUUGAAAGGUUGGACUUUCAUUUCAAGUGUUAAGUGCCUCAAGCAAGAUUGGGAGAUGUGUGAAGGAGCGUGACGGACGGCCAUGGGACAGGAGAGACGGUGGCUUCAGGCUGUCACCGCUGUUGUAGCCAUCUGUCUCAUAAGUGCAUCUCAAGGUCUGGCAUCGUUGGUUCAUGCCAGAGAGGGAGGCUCUGCUGAGCUGGAUUGUAGUCUCACUCCUACAUCCAAAGAAGCCACGACUUCAAACCUCUUUCCCUUGCACGUUGUGGAGUGGGUGCGUCUUGGUUACAAUGUCCCUGUCCUCAUCAAAUUUGGAGUAUACGCGCCUCGAGUUCAUCCUAACUAUAAGGGGCGUGUGUCUCUAACCCGGGGCGCCUCCCUUCUGCUAGAGCGGCUGACCCUGGAGGACGAGGGCUGGUUCGAAUGCCGCAUCCUCCUCUUGGACAGCAAAACUGACGACUUCCAAAAUGGCACAUGGACCUUCCUCUCCAUCACAGCUCCACCUGUGUUUAUUAAGACACCACCAACUUUUGUGGAGGUUCUGCUUGGAGAAUCGCUGACUCUAAGCUGUGGAGCCCACGGCAACCCCAGACCAACCAUUGUCUGGCAUAAAGAUGAGAGCCCAAUUGAGAAACAUGAAAAAAUUAAGGUGCUCAAUGGGAGUUUGUCUUUGGCCUCUGUCACAAGAAAUAUUUCAGGAGUGUAUAAAUGUCAUGUAUCCAACUCAGAGGGGAACCUGACCCACUACACCGAGCUGCAGGUCCAAGGUCCUCCACUCAUCAUCAUUUCCCCAGAGGACACCACUCUCAACAUGUCCCAGGAUGGAGUUCUGCAGUGUCAAGCUGAUGCCUACCCUUCAAACCUCACUUACGAGUGGAUGAAACAAGGACAGAACGUUUACCACAUUGAGUCCCUUAAAUCCAGAGUGAAGAUUUUGGUGGAUGGAACGCUUCUUAUUCCUAACCUCAUCCCAGAAGAUGCUGGCAACUACACCUGUAUCCCAACUAAUGGGAUACUGAGCCCACCUUCAGCUUCUGCACAUCUAAAAGUGAAACAUCCUGCACGUGUUGCACGAAUGCCCCGAGAAACAUACUUGCCAUCAGGCAUGGAGGGGGUAAUUGUCUGCCCUACUCAGGGUGAUCCUCCUGUGCUGUAUGUCAACUGGACCAAAGAUGGAAAUGAUUUGAAUCUCGACAAUUUCCCAGGUUGGAUGGUGAACUCGGAGGGCUCGGUUUUUAUAGCUGCAGCCAAUGACAAUGCUGUGGGCAUGUACACCUGUACCGCCUAUAACAGCUAUGGCACCAUGGGCGAAUCUGAGCCCACCAAAGUCAUUUUACAGGACCCACCAACUUUCCGAGUCUCCCCUCUGGCUGAGUAUCUCCAGGAGGUCGGGAGAGAGUUGAUGAUCCCCUGUGAAGCUAGUGGAGACCCCGCUCCCAAUGUAACUUGGAGCAAGUUUGGCUCCACUCCUCGUUCGCCGUACACCAUACUGUCAAACGGCUCCCUCCUCCUGCAGCCAUUGAGUAAAGAUCACCACGGGGGCUGGGAGUGCUUGGCCUCUAAUCGUGUAGCAACCGUCAGUGCAGGGACUGUUAUUGUGGUGCUGGGCACCAGUCCUCAUGUUGUGUCCUCAGUCACCGUCACCAUGGAGAUGAACCAGGCAAACGUGUCCUGGGUUCCAGGCUUUGAUGGUGGAUUCACCCAGAAGUUCACUGUAUGGGUAAAGCAAACAUCCAGGGGGAAACAUGAGUGGGCAUCUUUACCUGUGCCAACAUCCAAAAACUACCUACUUGUGACUGGGCUACUUUCUGGCACUGGAUACCAGUUCAGUGUGCUGCCUCAGAAUAAACUCGGCUCAGGACCUUUUAGCGAAAUAGUAUCAGUACGAACAAAAGCUGUGCCAACAGAGAGACCUGAACCUGCUACCACUGUCCAAACCGUGGAUGCGCCGAUGCUCCUGUCAGUGAACCGGACUGAGCGAGGAGUUCUCCUUCAGUGGCUUCCUCCCGAGGCGCCGCUCUUUCCCCUGACGGGAUACGUGCUGCAGGCUCGCCGGGACCAGGGCCAGUGGCUCAUCCUCAGCAGCAACAUCAGUGCUAACAAGACUGACCUACUCGUGCAAGGACUAAUAAGGGACUCCGUUUAUGAUCUGAGGCUCAUGUGUCGCAGCAGCAAAGUGCUCAGUGAACCCAGUGAGUCUGUGAGCGUAUCCACAGUAGGCAUGGAGAUGUACCGCCUGCGCCCAAGUUUCUUAGAGGUCAUCCCUGAACCGCUGUUCGCUGGCGUGUUAGGAGGAGUGUGCUUCCUUUUUCUGGCCAUCAUCCUCUCGUUGGUGACGGCGUGCUACAUGAGUCACAGGAGACGGUGUAGACGCAAAAACAGAAAACAAGACCUGCCAACUGCUUUCCAGAAGAGCACAUCUCAAGGAAAUCGCUCACCUCCUCGUAGCCCGGACAGCGUCCUCAAGUUAAAGCUGUGUCCACCUCUUCCCUUCUUUCCCACCUCGUCUUCACAGUCCGAUCGUUCCUCCUUUGAUAAAGGCAGCCGCGGCGAAUACAGUGAUCAGCGGAAACAGCUCUUGUCCAACUCCUCUCCACCACCUCAUUACACACUCUUUGAGAGCCACCUGGGUUCUCAGGCGCCCUCCCCAACUGCCCUUGAGUCCAUUUCCAGAGGCCCGGAUGGACGCUUCAUUGUCCAGCCGCUACCUGAGGGCUCGAGCCCCUCAGGCAAGAAAAAUAUAAAGAGAACCGUACUAAGUAAUGGUGGUGCUAGCGGCUCAGGGAGCAACAGGACAUCGUUCAGGGACUCGCCAAAGUCAAGCAUUUUGAGCAUGGGGAAGGAUGAGAGAAAGGAGUCUCCUCUCACGGUGGACAUACCAGAGCUGAGCCGGCCUCCUCCUUCCCCCGGGAGAGUACGGGCCAUGGCCAGAAACUUCUCCCGUCACGGCUGCUUUCACUCAGAUGACGAGCAAGCCUCAGAGACUCUUUUGGAAAGAGCCAGCUUUUAUUCAGACAACGGUGAGAGAAAGAACGGUGAUUCUCUGAAGAGGUAUCGCAUGGCAGGCUGCACUGAAGACCUGUUCCCCAGUUUGGGUAGGAGAACAAAGCUUCUUGAUAGAGAACGAGACAGACCACAUCACUCAGGAUACCAGCCCAUGGAUAGUACCUUAACUGAUAACAGGACCCUGGUAUCGCAGCUUGAGAGCGAGCUGGAGAGGGAGAGUGUGAACAAGUGUGCCCAACUAGCAAAAGAGAGGGAGGAAAUUGAAAGAGAGUUAAAAGAUUAUUCAGCUGAGCAGAGACAUCGCAGAGGGAGGGAGGAGCCGCAGUCCAGCAACGCUGGAAGCCCUCAAAGAGAUGCUCCCAAGUCAGAAGAAGAGCCUGUAUGGAAGCCACAAGAUGUCACUAUCAGGCACAAAAACAAACCCUCUGGCGUAACCAGUCGGGUGUCUGACUACAGGAGGGCGUGCUACUUUGGCAGUGCCAGCAGUCCCCUGGACCGGCUCCCUGCAGCUCGCAUACAGUGGGACAUAAGUCCAGUUACAUCCGUAACCAGCCUCAUACCUGUUCAGAGCUCUUGCGAGACCCCGCUGCCCGAGUCACAGUAUCCUCGCACGCCGAGAGAAGCCACGGAUAACUCUCUCGCUGUGGAUUCAUCACGCUCCCCCGUCACCCAGAACACCUCCCUCCCAACGCUCUCCCCUGACGUCUCCUCUGAAAGCCCUGGUCCGUGUCCUGAAGCAACAGAAGGAGUCACGUCGUCCAGUCCUCGGAAAAGGACAGAUAUGUGCACAAAGUCCAACUCUGAGCAAAGUGUAAGGGAAAAGACACAUGACAAAGGCCUCGCUUCAAGGUCUGGGCUCCGGGAAUCACCAGCCAAGGCUCUCUUGGUCACCCAUGAAAGGCCUGAGAGUUCAGCUUCUGCAUCAUACCAUCACACUGGGAGAACUGCAGAAGUAGGUUACACAACCACAAGGGCUUCCAGCCCCUCUAGUUGUUCUACCUUACCUUUUGGACAUCAUGGAGGUGGAGCAAAGGCCAAAGAUAGAGAGACCGGAGGCCACGAUGACCAACGCAACUCAGGGCUUUACUCUGAGUUGGAGAUCGAAGGUGUCAGAGCACGCUCUAGGAGGAGUGACAACUGUCUUUUCUCUGAUAGCCCCAGCCCCAUUCCAACUUUAACACUUGUAGAAGAGGUUGAGAGCGACCAGUCUCAGUUUUCUGUGCCCAGGAUUUCCGAAUCCUUCAGGGCCAAGCCUGCAGCCCCGUCUCCUAAAAUGUCCCCACUCCAGACAAGUGCAAUUCUUGAAUACCUGAGCCUUCCGGGUUUCAUUGAAAUGAGUGUGGAUGAACCAGCCGAAGGAGCUACAGUCACAGACACUUCUGGACAAAGAUCUGUGCUAACUAAGCCUGACGUGGUCCCUAAAAACUGGGAGGUUCAUGUUCAGGAGAAUCUAGAAACUGGCUCAAAGCGACAACAGACUGAUUCUGUGGGUGCUGCAGAGAGCUGCUCUGGGACAAGUAAAAAACAGGACAAUAGAUGCCCCCCCUAUGUGGAAACCAGAGUAAGAUUCUCUGAUGAAUCAAGAUUAUCCUCCACUGGUCUGGAAAAAACCAGCAAACAGCUCUACGAUGAGAAAACAAGAAUUCGAGUCGGUAGUAGCAGGUCAGACAGGCCUGAAUCCAGACUUGGGUCGAGGUCGGCGUAUACCUUGUUCAGUGCAGCUAAAGGCAUGGCAGAUAUCGUUUCAAAACACUCUCAGAGUUUUGUAGACAGCAGGGAGUUUUUAUCAGAGCAAUCCCAAAGACAAGCUUCUCAGGGAAGCAGGACUAAUAAUAUUGUUUCACGAAUAACUCAAGCCCCGGUGCCGUUUCUAAAGAAAUCCUUAAGUAUAGGCCCCUGUAGGACUCUUUCAGGUGUGGGACAUCCUCGUCCUUUCCUUAAGAAAUCCAUCAGCUUAGGAUCACAGAGGUGGGAGCAUUUUGAGAGCCCAAGAACAUACAUUUCUGAGAAAUGUUACUGGGAUGAAUUUCCAAGCCCGGAUGUGAGGGUGAAGUCCUACAGUUUAGGCCGCACGCCACCUUCCUUCCCCAGGCCGGGCCCUUCCUGGAGGGAGUACGCCCCAUUUAGGCGUCCCAGCCUGGGGAGUUUAGAGAGGCCUCAUCCUCCACAAAGACCCUUAGCUAGUCCUUACCUCAACCCCUCUAUGUACCCCCCCAGACAAACCUCCAUGUCACCACUGCUGGAACCUUCUGAUCCCCGACGGCAAGCCACCGUGUUCCCAGAGUCCUCCAGGUGGUCUCCCUCUUAUCACGAACCUCUGCGUUCUGCCCAUCACUAUGUCCCCAUGCCCACCUCCAUCCCCGUUCCCCAGUACCAGCACUGGCCGGGAUCCAGAGGGGAAAGCAUGGGAGCCAUGGACUCCAGGAGAGGCCCCCCCAGGUCCUACCUGCCCCGGGGCAUCAGCUGGCCCUCUCCUUAUUACGCCCCCUUCCCACACCGCGAGGGGGAGGGCUACAGACAUCCGGACAGGAUGAUGGGGAGGAGCGGGGACGUGGAGAUUAGGGAUGGGGGGAGAGCCAGUUAUGCCAGUCAGAGCAGCGGCAGAGGCAGCGCCGGUCUCUUCCGACAGUCCCUGUCCAUCACUCCCACGCUGCUCAGCUCCCCUGAGACCACAGAGGAGAAUGAGCGGCACAGAGCCGAGAUGGAGCCGCCUAGGAGGAAAUUGAAAAGAAGGAACACAUCAGUAGAUGAGAGUUAUGAAUGGGACUCUGCCGAUGCCUGUGUGGACUCCGAGGUCCUGGAGGCCACAAGGUUUGAUCAAUCACACAUGUUUCAGAGAGGCAAGGGUGAUAUUAGAUAUGAUCAAACUCGUGGCCUCCGGGAUCAGAGACGAAAAGGCCCAUCUCCCCCAGUCAGCCCACCAGUUUUCAACCCUCCUCGCUGCGAGUCCAGCCGCUCUCUCAGUGAAGCGCGCUUCAACGCCCUUCGCCUGGAGUACCAAGAGUACAGGCGGGCCCAGGAGUCCGCCUGCUCCCGUGAGCGCUGCCUCAGCCCCGGCCACGAUUCAGACUCUGACUCCAGCUCAGCACUGCUGUAGCAGCUGAACUUGGUGCAUUCAAGGCAGAUACCGAAUGACAUUUAUAACGCAGAGACGGCAGCGUUGGAGAGCUGCACCCUGGAAACCUUUUGAAGCUUUUAUCUUGUGUUAAGCAGUUUGAAGAGAUACCAACCCUCUGUGUUGUGUGCUGUCAAAUCUCUUGCUACAACUUCUCGGUUGUUUUCCAAUAUGUUCUGUUCUUUUUUUUUUUACUUGUUUGCUUACAUUUAUAAUGAAUCAGAGACGGAUUCUUUUAUUUUUUUUUUUAAAUGAAACUAAAAUUGCUGUAUUUUACAAUAUUUUUUUUUUCCUUUUUUAAAUUCUGACAAUCAGACACCAAGUAAUAAAAUUAUCACAGAGACCAAGAAAAGUUCACGUUUUAGAUCUAAGACCUGCUUUUUUUUUUAACAACAGGCUGCAUCCAAGACUUGCCUUUUGUUGUAAUAAAGGAUUCUUCUGACAAUUAUGAAGGUCUUCAUAGUAUAAAAUGUGACGUCUGUAAGCAGAAAUGUCUGCAUCUGUAAUGGUGCCUGUGAUGCCAAUCAAACUGUACUUAAGGCGUUCUACAAUUCCUCCUUAACAUGACAAUGUUCAAAUUACACAACUUUAAGAUCCCAUGAUAACUCUUACAAUUGCAGAUUCAGAACCUCCUGGCAGCUUUAUAACACAAACAAAACUUUACUUUGAAGAUAUUUAUUGGCAUCUCUGAUUUUACUCCUGGUUGCCUGGAACCAUUUCCCGUUACACAACUGUUCUCUGGCUCAUUAGUCUGCCAGUAUUUAUUCAUAAUGUACACAUGUUUAUAUCUAGGUUAAUAUGGACACAUUCCUGCUGUUGUGUUGUAAAUUCCUUCUCGCCAUUUCAUCAAGUGAAAACAUGCUACUUUUCUCCACCUGAAUCAGAAGUUUACCCUGUGAUUUAUUAACACGCAUUGGAAAACUUGACAAGAAACACGGUGAAAAUUUUUAUUUUUUUUUGCCUUAUUUGUGAUGUUAUUGGUCAAGUUGACGAGCUAUAUUCAAACAAAGCUGAUCAGAGGAUCACAAGUUAUCUAACAGCCGUUUUACAGAUUGUAUUUCUUUGUAUUUAUUGAGAUGAGUGAUGAUAUGCAACAUUGUUUACAAUUCACAUCACUGAUGUGGAGGCAACACUGUGAAUAUUUCAGAAACUUAUAUAUGGGAUCUUUUAGUCGGGCAUUUUCACGUUUUAAACUUCUGGCCGAACAUUUAGUGAGUUAGCUGUAUACUUCGAUAUUUGAAUUAUAAGUCUGUUAUGAAUUUUGUGCCCAUAAACCGACUGUAAAUGUCGUUUUUUUUUCGUUUUUUUUACUGAAUUAUAACAUAAUUUGUUUUUAUACAUCACCUGACAAACAGAUGUAAAUUUUUGAAGCUGUACUUUGAGAAGAGUCAACAUUUGGACUAUUUUUACUGACAUUUCUCAGAUUAAAAACCCUCGUGUGGAGCGAGUAUGCAUUUGUGAUGAUGGCUUUGGAAGCUUUGUAUAAAGUGGAAAAUUUUAUAUCUUAACAGCUGGUUGUCAUUUUUAUAUGUUUGGAAUUAAUAAA